AAUUAAGGCAGAGGGAAGAAAAUAAAUAAGUAAAUCAAAGCAGAACGAAAUAAAACAGACAGACAGACAGACAGACCACGCUACUCAAACAGACAGACAGACAGACAGACGCAGCAGACGACACGAUCAGCUGUGCCUGUCAAAACAAACAUGGCCGGCGAGGUGGACCCUUCCUGCAACCCCGUGGAGUUGAUGGGCCAGGAUGCGUGCAAUCCGAGUGGCAUGUACGGGGUGGAGCGGGAGACGGAAGGCGGCGAGGAGGAGGCGGGCAGCAUCCACAACUCAGAGCCCACAGCACGCAGCACGGCAGACUCUGACUUCUCCACAUUUGAUAUUGUUAAGGCCACACAGUACGGGGCGUUUGAGAGGUGCAAGGAGCUGAUAGAGGGCGGGUACGACAUCAACAAGAGGGACGGGGAGAAUGUGACCCUCCUACACUGGGCCGCCAUCAACAACAGGAGAGAGAUUGUGAGGUAUUACAUCUCUAAGGGAGCUGUGGUGGAUGCCGUGGGUGGAGAGCUGAUGUCCACACCUAUGCACUGGGCCACAAGACAAGGACACCUGGGCAUGGUAGUGUUGUUGAUGAAGCACGGCGCAGACUCAGCCAUGCGUGAUGGUGAGGGGUGCUCCUGUAUCCACCUGGCAGCACAGUUUGGCCACACAGCCAUCGUGGCAUACCUGGUGGCCCGCGGCGCGAACGUGAACCUGAUGGACAAGAACGGAAUGACCCCCUUGAUGUGGAGUGCUUAUAGAGUCACUAGUCUGGACCCAACACGACUACUGCUGACGUUCGGGGCCAGCACCUCCAUGGCAGACCGGCUUCAUGGCAACACGGCACUGCACUGGGCUGUCAUCGCCAAGAACCACAUGGCUGUCAGUGUAUUGGUCAACCACGGCGCCAAUGUGGAUAUUGCCAACGCCAGGGGGGAGUCAGCCUACAGCCUCAUCAUGAAGAGGAAAACACAGUGGUUGGACAAGAAGGUGCUGGAGAAAAUACAGGAGAUGCAGAAAUCCUCGCGCAAUAUUUGUUACCGAAUUUCCAACGACAAGACACUGAGGUACUGGACCAUGAUGGGGACUCCCUUCCUGGUGUUCUAUGCCGUGGGUCUAGUCCUGCAGCUGAACCUUCUGUAUGUGCUCAAGAUCGGCAUCUUCACAGCACUCUACAUCAUCAUCUAUGGCGUGUCGCGCAUCCUCUUUGACGAGCGGCUUAUGACUGUCAUGCCCAUGGCUGUCUACCUAGCCACCAAGUUCUGGUGCUACGUGACGUGGGUUCUGUACAUCCAUGAAUACGCUGGGCCAAGCACCACAGGUCUCUUCUUCCUCUCCUCACUGCUGCUGUGGUACAACUUUGUGAGGGCGUGGCGCGGUGAUCCAGGAGUCAUCACCGCGGACCAGGCCCAGAAGUACCAGACGAUCAUUGAGCUGGCAGAGAGGGACGGCUUUGACCCCCAGUGGUUCUGCUCGACCUGCCUGGUGCGCCGGCCAAUCAGAUCAAAGCAUUGUUCAGUGUGUAAUAGAUGUAUUGCUAAAUUUGACCAUCACUGCCCCUGGGUUGGAAACUGCAUAGGCGCCAACAACCUCAAGUAUUUCAUUGGCUACCUGAUCAUGCUGUGUGGAAUGAGCUGCUUCAUGGUACAGGGCUGCUUCUACUUCUGGAACGGUGCCUGCAGUGUCUUUUUCCUUAAACAAGGUAUCUGGUCAAGUCUCGGGGCAGUGUGUACAUGUGAGCCUUGGGUGGCCUGGGUGGCUGCCAAUGCUGUGCUUCAUGCUGCCUGGGUUGCCACACUGCUUGGAUGUCAGCUGUACCAGGUUUUGAUCCUGGGCAUGACCACUAACGAGCGCAUGAACUGCUACAGAUAUAAGCAUUUCCAGGUCGGGAAGAAGGGUGAGGUUCGGUCACCGUUCCACCGCGGCGUGUGGCGUAACCUUCAGGACCUUCUCGAUUGGACGUGCUUUGGCCUUCUCAAGCCCGACAGAACCGACUGGCUGAGGGUUUACACUUUGGCUGAAUCCGCAGAAGACAAACAGCCUCUCCUCUCGCAGUCCGACAUGUACCAGUAUGUCUAAACCCUUGCCAGGACCUUUGUUACCAUUACUGCUACCAAUGCUAUCUCUCAGUCACAGGAAGGUGAUUUGUGUCCUCGCGUUCCCUGUGUCCUUGGCGAUCAAGAGUGUGUUUGUUGGGUCUUCUUGUGUGUUGAAGUGUCCAGGGAGUCUUGGUUGAGUUGCUAAAGUGUGUUUUGUGUUGAAGAUGUGUUUGUGGGGUUAUUUAUUUAUUUUUAUGUGAGUUUUAUGCUCUUGAGAUGCUGUGAGUAUAUUAUGGGAGUCUGGAAAGUUAGUGAUGUUUUUAGGGGUAUUUGAAUAACUUCUCUGGCCCUAAGUCUCUCUAAGGGUACAGUGACAGUUGUGUAAAUAAUGCAUUUUAUAUUACAGCUGUUUUUUUAGGGUACUUCAGUCACUCCAUGGCCCAAAAUUUGCCCUAAAGAUAUGGUGAAAGUUGUUUUACGAAGUGUAACUUGUGUUUGUGGUGUUUUUAAGGGUAUUUCCAUCACUUUAUGACCCCAAAAAUGGUGAAAGUUGUUUUGAGAAGUGUAUUUUGUGUUAGAGGUGUUUUUAGGGGUAUAUAAAUAACUUAUAUGACCCAAAAUUGUGCUAACAAUAUGAGAAAAGUUAUUUGAAAAGUCAUCUUCUAUUCAAUUUUUUUUUUAGGGGUGCUUAAAUAACUUACAUGCCCCCAAAUAUUGCCCUACAUAUAUAAUGGAAGUUAAGUAUUGCAUCUUAUAUUAGCUAUGCCAUGACAAUUCAAAUAUCUGAGGUCUAAAAGCACAUGUUUUAUUAAUAGAUAUUUCUAAGGCAAUUUCAACCACUAUACCCCCAAAAAUGACCCACGAGACGCACUAGAUAUGGUGAUAAAAAACAUCUUGAAUCUGGCAACCCCCACACACUUCCAGCUUUGCCAAGUGACUCCUUUGUCCGUCAAGCAUUUAUUUAUUUCCCGGCUGAGGUGGAUGGACACUCGUAUUAUGGAACGCUAGGGUGCUGUUUUUACUACCAUGCGUUUGUGUUGUGGCAUUUGGUUUGGUCGGCGUUUGGGCGCGUUUUGUGUUGUGUUUGGCUGUUCAGGGUUGGACCGUGACUGAGAGAAGGUGAUUUAUUUGCCGUUUGUCUGUUAGUGUUUUGCGUCUGUGCAUCUGUGUGUGUGUGUGUGUGUGUGUGUGUGUGUGUGUGUGUGUGUGUGUGUGUGUGUGUGUGUGUGUGUGUGUGUGUGUAUCAGCAUUUUUAUUUAUUUUUUUAAGGUAGCUAUGAUAUUUUGUAGGAGCACACUAUCAUUCAUUUUUUUUUUUUUCGUUAUUGCUUUUUUUUUUUUUUCUUUUACAUCUUCAUUCACCAAGUUUCAUGUGGGUAUUAGGUUAGCCAAAGAUUCUUUCUCUUCUUCUUGUUUCCUCUUUCCUUUUUUUCUGUUCUUAUAUAUAAUAUAUUUUUACCUUCUAUUCCCUCCUUCCUUCUUUUCAUAUUGUCAUUAUUGCAUUUCAAUAAAAUUUCAUUUUAUAUUUUCAUUCCAGCAAAUUUCAACAUUCAGAGUUUUUUUUCCUUCAGUCUAUUAUUACUAUCAUUUCACUAAAUCUGUUCCUCUUUCUCCUUUUCCUCCUCCUCAUUGCACAUACGCCCCCAGCCUCACUGUACAUAGGUAGAAGAAGUCUUUAAUAUAUCUAAGUUACUUGUAAACAUUCCCAGAUGGUGCAGCCAAUGAUAAAACAGAAAAAAAAACAGCAUAGACCUAAGGAGACAGUGGCUGCUACUGAGAGGAUGUGUGUAGCCGUGUGUGUGACAGCUGGACACUUGACAGACACAAACAUGGACACUGUGACUAAUAGGAAGGUGAAGGAGAUGUGGAUUGAGGGAUAAGUAUUGUUGCUGUCUAGUUUUGCAGUUAAAUCAUCUUGUUAUCCACAGGGGUCAGAUAACUAUUAGUGCUCCAUCUUAAGAACACCCAUGAGCUCCCAAAACCCUGAUGAAGUUAAGAAAACUGAUGUACUUUGUUGCAAAUGUUUUAUUUAUUGAUUAACUGAAAGAAAAUAAAGAAAAAUAGUGAUGAGCACAGGUAGGUUGCCUAGCAAAACCAUGUAUAUGAUUGCAAACAUUUUUAUUCAUCAAUUAACUAAAGAAAAUAAAGAAAAAUAGUAAUGAGUACUGGUAGGCUGCCUCUCAUCGCCUCCUGAAUUAGUGGUCGGCAGUUGUCCAUGGAAACUUAAGCUUUGGAUAACAAGAGAUGACUGUACUUCAGAGGCAUGUGAGGGAAAAAAAAGAAAGAAAA
Molecule: messenger RNA, 4318 nt
Organism: Scylla paramamosain (green mud crab)
Lineage: Eukaryota; Metazoa; Arthropoda; Malacostraca; Decapoda; Portunidae
Gene: Hip14
Product: palmitoyltransferase ZDHHC17-like
Exons: 14
Coding region: 151-2070 (639 amino acids)
Biological process (GO): protein palmitoylation
Cellular component (GO): Golgi membrane
Molecular function (GO): palmitoyltransferase activity; protein binding
Source: RefSeq, a predicted model, not a curated record